GACAAAAAAAAAAACUCCUUGGGGACAGAAGACUUGUUACAAAAGAUUUCGUGCAGUAGUAGCAGUUAGGCGCACCUUUGAUACACUGUAAAUGAACCCUCCGUAGCAUUGGCUCUCAAUUGAUUUAAUUCAUUUUGCUCCAAAGGGAGAACCAGAGGCCAGGUUUGGUAAGGUUUUGCUGCGGGAACCUCAGGACAUCGGUCUUAGAAGUUUGAGAGGAUGCUAGUAGCAAGAGAGAAGUUCUCGCCCUGAAGAGCUCACAGCUGUGUUUGAAGAAAGAAAUCAUCUGUUUAUCUUCCGAAGAGAAGAGAGGGUUUCGGUGCAUCACCACGCGAAGACCGAAAAGGUGCCGUGAGCCACGAUGGGCAACUUCAAGGGUCACGCCUUGCCUGGCAGCUUCUUCCUGAUCGCAGGGCUGUGGUGGACAGUGAAGUCCUCGCUCUGGCACACUACCAGACGCAACAAGAGCACAGUGCCCCUGGCCAGCAGGGCCGUGCAGCGCCGCCUGGAGGUCAUUGAGGCGGCUGUCAUCCUGGCCUUUGCCCUGAUUGAAGAGAAUCCUGGGUCUCUCUGUUCUUCACGCCCUCUCCCUCCUCUGCCAGGGUUCCUGUUCCUGUACCACCUGCACGGCCGGGACAUGCUGGACGUCCACGUCCACCAGCUGCUGCUCUAUGCCAUCUUUGGGGGGGCUCUCACCACCUUCCUGGAAGUCUUCCAGCGGGGAAACAUCCUGCUGGAGCUGCUGCGUGCCAGCCUGAGUCUGCUGCAGGGGAGCUGGUUCUGGCAGAUCGGCUUUGUCCUGUACCCCCCCAGCGGGCUGGCGGAGUGGGACCUGAAGGACCACAACAACAUGAUGUUCAUCACCAUGUGCUACUGCUGGCACUUCGCCUUCGCCCUGGUCACUGUGGCUGUCGUCUACUCCACCGUGUGCUGGGUGACGCGCUCCCGUCUGAGACAGACCCCCCCACUGGAGAUGGGCCUGCUGAAGACGGCCGAGAGAGAGCUGGAGUCUGAGGAUGAAAUGUAGGCCUGAGCUCGGGAGAGAGAGGUGAAAGAAGAUUCACUGACUGGUCCUCCCUUUCCAUAUGACAGGAAUACUGACCCACCUGGCCCACCCCACACCCUAGGACACCCCUUUCCCAGGAAAAGCAGUAGAAAGCACAGAUUGUGUUCCCUGAACUACAGGAACCUUCCGGCACCGUACCUGACCACUCCUCUCACAUAAUGAAAGACAACACCAAAAGACAACAGAGAAACUACAGUGGAGGAAGAGGCAGUGAAAGGUCAUCAGAAAGGAGGAACGGGCCAAUCCAUUAUACAACAACAGAACCAAAGCCCUGAUCUCUCCGUCUGCCUCCUCCAGUGAUUCUGUCAGAGUGGAACGAGUUUUCUUCUUGUGCUCCAAUUGUCCUGGCAUUUCAGUUUUCACAAGAAGCUGAGUUUGAAAAGUUUUUAAAGUCCCCCCCCCCGACUUUUAACUGAAAUAGUUUUAGUUUUAACUGAAAAGCCAGGACGACGGCCUAUUGCUUUUCCCUCCCAAGAUUCAUUUAGUUUAGAAAUUAUAAGCGUGAUGCUUCCAUCUAGUGGCGAAUACUGGCAUUGACGUUAGUUGUUCGACGAAAGGAUAUUACGUCUUUCAACUCAUAUAUUGUGAACAGGGUUGUAAUUUAAAAAUUAACAUGCACAUAAUACUGAACAUUAAUAACAAUACAGAUAUAUAUAUAUUUAUAAACAGGAAAUAUGGUGGGUGUGUAGAGGUGCUGUAGUGCCUAAACAAUUAUUUGUACUGUAUUCAAAUGCUGACAUAAUUUUGCAUUUAGGUAUGAAUAUAUAUAUUCACUUUUCCUUAGCUGAAUCAUGUUUCAUGAGUGAAAUUAGUGAUGAUGCUCUGUCAAGGCCAGUUCAUGGUGUUUCUCUGUUCAAGAUGACCAAUUAGACUCUGUGCCUUCAUGAAUGCAUGUUCACUGCCAAAUGUGCCCUGCUUUUCUGGAAUUAAGCCUAGCUGUGGUAUAACUGCCUAUCUAAUCACAACAGGUAUACAAUAUUGUAGAUACAUUUCUUACGCAACAGCUGAAGAGGAACUUAGAGCCGAAAUGCCCUGAAACAAAUGAUUUAAAAAAUAUAUAUUUAAACCCAGUGUACAACGAUAAAAACGUCCUUCUUCAGAAUUUUUGUUUCACUACAGUCAAGCUCCCCAUCUCUGUAAGCUGUCCAUUAGUUGAUCUCUCCAUUCAUUCAUCUGAUCUGCUUUCCAGUGGGUUACUGUGCUUCUGGGAAAGUUGGGGAAAAAUUAACUUUUUGUAUUGCUGGAUAAAAAACGUUUGAUCACCACCCUGAAGCAACACAAAGCAGAGACAGUGAGGCAGAGCUUGGGUACGACUGAGUGGUUGGGUGACCUAGGAGACCUUAAAACCUUUUCCCAGUCACAGUGACAUCAUUAAUGCAGUACAAGGAUGAGAAUAUGAAGCCAAUGAAUUUUGACUUGGUAGUGGGAUAGUGUAGCGACCUAAUGUUCAGUGCAGCUUCCACAGCUCUUGGGUUCCAGGUUUGAUCUGAACCUGUGGUACCUUCGUGUGGAGUUUGCAUGUUCUCAUUGUGUCCCUGUGGGUUUUCUCCAGCUGCUCCCAUUUCCUCCCACCCAGUGCCUUAGCUUGUAAAUGUGUUAUUGCAGCCAUUGUAAAUGAGUACAUUUAAAACUGAAGCUGUUGACAGAAUGAUCAGAGGAAAAGGGAAAUAUGUGAGACUGUCUUUUUACUAAUGUGUAAAUGAGACAUAUUACCUGGGAUGAAGACAUAAAGCUUUAUUUUGCAUAGCUCCUAAAUAUAUUCUAAUCCUAAAUAAUUUAUUUAUACAUUUGAAUUGCAUGUUGAUAAAAACAGUGUUGAAAGCCAAAGACCAACAAGCCUUUUAUAUGUUGAUAUUUAUAUACCAAAGGUUCUCAGUCUUUUCAGGGAGAGGAAUCCCCCUUUCAAGAAAUUGCUCUCAAAUAACCCCAGAUACUAAAGCUAUCAAUGAGGAAUGGCAUUAAUUGCAAAGUCUUCGAACAUCAGGUGCAAUAGCAGAUUGACCGUGCCUGAGUGUCGAUUUAACAUGCUGUUGAAACUGGCGGUGAGACGCCUCCUUUUGUUUCUGGGGGACCCCACACUGGACUUGGAGGACCCCCGAAGAUCCCCUCAGAUCACGUCUUAGCUGCAGUAAACAGUGAGAAGUCCGGUACUGUGAAUAGCGAACCUUCGUCCUUAUUUAUUCUCUUCAUAAAGGGUGAAAUGUCUGUGAGGAACUUAGUCUUUCAGCUCAGUUUGUAAUUCUGUCUUUGCUGUGAGUGUUACUGCAAGUGUGUCCGUACCUACAGUCCACUUUAUUCCCACAGUGCUGUUGAAGGAACUGCUAGUUUGCUGGCUGAAACACAGCCUUGCAAAGGACAAAGUGAGGAAGUCACACUGAUCUUUGCAGUGCAAGUGAAGAAGGAAGCCAAAGAGGUGUUUCCUUAUAAACACGAGUAAAAUGACUCACUUCCCUUUACUGCCCUGCUCAAUGAGCCCACUGCUUAAUUUUGAUUUCUUUAAACAUUUACCUUUUCUCAUAUUUUUAUUGAAAUGGACCCACGUGCAGUCUUUCAUUCUGCGCAAGAGUUUUUAGAGAUCAAGAUGAGAUUUUGUAGGGACAGCCUGAAGUGCUCUUAAUGGACCCUCUGCUAUCACACCCUUCAGCUGAUGUAAAGAACCUUCUCCCUGCUACAUCACGCAUUACCGAGUGUAUUUUUCCGUUCUUUCUAGAUCUUACUCUGUCUUGCUUUUCGUACAAUGAUAUUUAUUGCUCUCCAUUCUUUCCGCAGCCGUUUCAGCUCUGUCAUGUGAUCGCUGAGCAGUUCAAACGCUGAUGGUACAAAAAAAAGUGCAAAUUUUUGGAACUUCAGUGAUCACGUGUUUUUCAACCAGGGUCGUUUGUUAAAACGUUUGAUUCCGAAAAUGCCAAUAAAGUCUUACUGAAACCUUC
Molecule: messenger RNA, 3996 nt
Organism: Lepisosteus oculatus (spotted gar)
Lineage: Eukaryota; Metazoa; Chordata; Actinopteri; Semionotiformes; Lepisosteidae
Source: RefSeq, a predicted model, not a curated record